Messenger RNA from Haliotis rufescens (red abalone), 2120 nucleotides. Its product is annotated as ceramide-1-phosphate transfer protein-like. Gene Ontology annotation, cellular component: cytoplasm; cytosol; membrane. The transcript has 2 exons. The coding region runs from base 73 to 717 and encodes 214 amino acids. NCBI's taxonomy places the organism in Eukaryota, Metazoa, Mollusca, Gastropoda, Lepetellida, Haliotidae. The record is from RefSeq and is a predicted model, not a curated record. Gene Ontology annotation, molecular function: ceramide 1-phosphate transfer activity; ceramide 1-phosphate binding. Gene Ontology annotation, biological process: ceramide transport; intermembrane lipid transfer.
GUCAAAGGGAUCUAUUCAAGUACAAUACGGACACAAUUAGUUUCUCCAUUCACUGACGCGGUGAUCGCGAGCAUGGCAACGUUUGACACAAAGAAGAAGGAUUUUGACCUGGUGGUUGUUUUAGAAGCUUUUCAACAAUGUCGACAGAGCGACGACACGCUGAUGUUGAGGGAGUACCUGACGGCGUUCACCGAACUGUGCAGAUUUUUCAAGCUCACCGGGGCCUUGUUUGGUUUUGUUGCGAGGGACUUGGAGGACAAAAUCCGAAUGCUAAACGAGCACCUGACGGCUGACGAAGUGCAUUACGUCUCAGUUCAGUCAAUGAUCCAAUACGAGGUCGACCAUGACCUUACAAAGGUCAUUAAGGGCAAUCUGAAGUCAGGGUCAAGGACGUUGCUGAGGUUACAUCGAGCUUUGGAAUUUAUUCUCGCUUUCAUGUCUCGCCUCAGGACAGGGGACGAGAACGAGAAGUCUUCUGUGAUUGCUUCGGAAAUUUAUAAUCAGACUUUGGCCCGUUUCAAUAUAUGGAUCCUCCGAAAAAUGGCUGGCAUGGCGAUGUACAUGCUACCCUCGAAAAAGAACCUGAUUGAUGUCAUGUGUAAACAAGACUAUGAAUCCGUUAUGCGCACGCUCGGGGAAGUGGUUACUUCCGGUCAGCCUCUUUAUGACAUCACUCAGAAGGUGUACGAAGACAAUGAUAUCCUGGAUCUUCCAUAAUCUCAACAUGGAAGCGUUUUUAUCAGUGAGCGUGAAUUGGACCGUCGCCGUAAAUUAUUUAUGUUUAACACUAAGAUUAUUAGCAUAUGAGAUAUUCUACCAUGAAUACCCUCCAUAACAUACCAUUACAAGGUCAAAGUUGAAGGUCAAGAAAGAGAAAAAUGGUUUUGCCUUCACGUUAUUAGUCUGUAUUCAUCAACAAACUUGGUAUAUACCUGACCUAAUGAAGAAUCCGUAAUUAAGUCAAAAUCAGUUCACAGCUACCCUUUAAACGUGGCAAAAAUAAGUAUACCGUGGUUUUUUUAAAAAAAUCACAGUAAUUGAAAGAGCUGUUGUUUACUUUGAUUAUGUCUAAUUAAUUCUCACUCAUUCCUACAACAGUUUGUUAAAAGUAAUCUGUGGUUGGUUAAUUUUGUGUGAACAUAAAUUGUUUCAAGUUCAUUGAAACAAUUUAUGUUUACAUAAAAUUACAUUAAGUUUUUGUGCCGAAAAAAAGCCGAAACCAAUUUAAUGAUUUUCAAAGAUUUUAGAUAAGCAUCUGUAAUUGUGUAUUAUGCGAAACUAUUUGUUUUAAAAAAAAUUAAAUUUUUUACAUCAAAUUAUAAUUUGAAAAAAAUAAAAACGUGUUGAAUUAUUCUCUGAGUACUGACUAAGAGUCAGUACAGGUCAUUCUUUGGAUAUAAUAUCGCUAACUUAAAGUAUUUACCAUUGAAAACAAUUUCAACUGAGACGUUUGGCUCCUUUAGCCCUUCAGAAUAUGUCAUUUCAGUGAAAAACGUAUGUUUGAAAUGCUGCCUCAUAAAUAUCCUGUCUCAAACAAAAAUCUGUUCGCACUGUUGUAUAUCUUUAUACGAUUAUUAUACCUAUAAACAAAGUUGGUUUUACGAAUAUUUACCAAAGACUGAUGGUCAUACACGCAGUACUACUGGUUUAUCGUUGUGCACAUGAUAUUGAUUAACAGGAGGGCGAGUCGUUUUGCAGGUUACAGAAAGGUGCGAUUGGUUACGAAUGUUCUGGCUCCAGUGCAUUAUAACCUUGGUCUACUCUCGACAGUUUCCGUAAAACGUCAUGACUGAUUUCUAAGAUUUAUGUGUUCGCCAAAGUCCACGUGUGUUCGCCAAAGUGCUCGUGUGUUCGCCAAGGUGCCCGUGUGUUCUCUAAUAGUGCACGUGUGUUCUCUAAUAGUGCACGUGUGUUCGUCAAGGUGUCCGUACGUUCACAAAAGUGCGAGCAUGUUCGUCAAAGUGCACGUGUGUUCGCCAAAGUGCCGGAAUGGAGCGAGGGGUCACGAAUGACCCAGUGCUAUCAAUCUGCUAUCUUUUUCAUUAUCAUUUGUUGUCUCAUUCAAUUAUGUAUUUUCUUUUCCGGAAUAAAUGAGUUUAUUUUCAUGUGUUUAUUCUUUA